CAAAAUAGUAUAUAAAGAAAAUUAGUUAGUAAACCAUGAAAGUCAUAGCUAUAGCUCUGUUAUGCCUUACGGGCGCUUUAAUUGUGGAAUCGUUUCGCCUAUCGAUUGGCGAUCCGAAAGAAGAUCUACAGAAACUGUUGGACGACUUGAAGCAGGAAUUGGAGGCCGAGAUCCAGAAGCUGACUAAAGCCGGCAAAAAAGAUUUAGCUAAAGAACUACUAGUAUUGGAACAACAGAUCGAAUCAAUUGAAGCACAGGUAGAAAAACUGAAUCCACAGACAGAGAUUGGCAAACAAUUGUUGGCUGAAUUGGAAAAAGUUGUCCAGAAGUUGGAACAGGAGAUCAAAGACGAGAUCAAACGUUUAGAUCCACCAGUUGUUGGUGACGUCAAGGAUGAUCUCCAGAAGCUAUUGAAUAAGUUGAAGCAGGAGUUGGAGGCAGAGAUAGAGAAGCUGACAAAAUCCGGUAAAAAAGAGUUAGCAAAAGAACUUCAAUUGUUGGAAACAGAGGUCGAAACUCUUGAGUCAAAGAUCCGUACAAUUGAUCCCAAGACUGAAAUCGGCAAACAAUUGUUGGCUGAGUUAGAAAAAGUGGUGCAAAAGUUAGAACAGGAGAUCAAAGACGAGAUCAGACGCAUUGACCCACCAUUUGUUGGUGACGUCAAGGAUGAUCUCCAGAAGCUAUUGAAUGAGUUAAAAGUCUUGUUAGAUGCAGAGAUCCAGAAGCUGACUAAAGCCGGCAAAAAAGAGUUAGCAAAAGAGCUCCAACUAUUGGAAACAGAGGUCGAAACCAUCGAAUCAAAGAUCCGUACAAUUGAUCCCAAGACUGAAAUCGGCAAACAAUUGUUGGCUGAAUUGGAAAAAGUUGUCCAGAAGUUGGAACAAGAGAUCAAAGACGAGAUCAGACGUAUCGAUCCGCCAGUUGUUUUCGAUGUCAAAGACGAUCUCCAGAACCUAUUGAAUAAGUUGAGACAGGAGUUGGAGGCAGAGAUAGAGAAGCUGACAAAAUCCGGCAAAAAAGAGUUAGCAAAAGAGCUACAACUGUUGGAACAACAGAUCGAAACCAUUGAAGCACAGGUAGAAAAACUGAACCCACAGACAGAGAUCGGCAAACAAUUAUUGGCUGAAUUGGAAAAAGUAGUCCAGAAGUUGGAACAGGAGAUCAAAGACGAGAUCAGACGCAUAGACCCACCAUUUGUUGCUGACGUCAAAGAUGAUCUCCAGAAGCUAUUGAAUGAGUUAAAAGUCUUGUUAGAGGCAGAGAUCAAGAAGCUGACUAAAGCCGGUAAAAAAGAUUUAGCUAAAGAACUACUAGUAUUGGAACAACAGAUCGAAACCAUUGAAGCACAGGUAGAAAAACUGAACCCACAGACAGAGAUCGGCAAACAAUUGUUGGCUGAAUUGGAAAAAGUCGUCCAGAAGUUGGAACAGGAGAUCAAAGACGAGAUCAAACGCUUAGACCCACCAGUUGUUGGUGACGUUAAAGACGAUCUCCAGAACCUAUUGAAUAAGUUGAGGGCCGAGUUGGAGGCAGAGAUAGAGAAGCUGACAAAAUCGGGUAAAAAAGAGUUAGCAAAAGAGCUGCAACUGUUAGAAACAGAGGUCGAAACCAUUGAAUCAAAGAUCCGUACAAUUGAUCCCAAGACUGAAAUCGGUAAACAAUUGUUGGCUGAAUUGGAAAAAGUCGUCCAGAAAUUGGAACAGGAGAUCAAAGACGAGAUCAGACGUAUUGAUCCACCAUUUGUUGGUGACGUCAAGGAUGACCUCCAGAACCUAUUGAAUAAGUUGAGGGCCGAGUUGGAGGCAGAGAUAGAGAAGCUGACAAAAUCGGGUAAAAAAGAGUUAGCAAAAGAGCUACAACUGUUGGAACAACAGAUCGAAACCAUUGAAGCACAGGUAGAAAAACUGAACCCACAGACAGAGAUCGGCAAACAAUUGUUGGCUGAAUUGGAAAAAGUCGUCCAGAAGUUGGAACAGGAGAUCAAAGACGAGAUCAGACGCAUUGACCCACCAUUUGUUAGUGACGUCAAGGAUGACCUCCAGAACCUAUUGAAUAAGUUGAAGCAGGAAUUGGAGGCAGAGAUAGAGAAGCUGACAAAAUCUGGUAAAAAAGAGUUAGCAAAAGAGCUGCAACUGUUAGAAACAGAGGUCGAAACCAUUGAAUCAAAGAUCCGUACAAUUGAUCCCAAGACUGAAAUCGGUAAACAAUUGUUGGCUGAAUUGGAAAAAGUCGUCCAGAAGUUGGAACAGGAGAUCAAAGACGAGAUCAGACGUAUUGAUCCACCAGUUGUUAGUGACGUCAAGGAUGACCUCCAGAACCUAUUGAAUAAGUUGAGGGCCGAGUUGGAGGCAGAGAUAGAGAAGCUGACAAAAUCCGGCAAAAAAGAGUUAGCAAAAGAGCUUCAAUUGUUGGAAACAGAGGUCGAAACCAUCGAAUCAAAGAUCCGUACAAUUGAUCCCAAGACUGAAAUCGGCAAACAAUUGUUGGCUGAGUUAGAAAAAGUUGUCCAGAAGUUGGAACAGGAGAUUAAAGACGAGACUGAAAUCGGCAAACAAUUGUUGGCUGAGUUAGAAAAAGUUGUCCAGAAGUUGGAACAGGAGAUUAAAGACGAGAUCAGACGUAUCGAUCCGCCCGUUGUUUUCGAUGUCAAAGACGAUCUCCAGAAGCUAUUGAAUGAGUUGAAGCAGGAGUUAGAGGCAGAGAUCCAGAAGCUGACAAAAGCCGGCAAAAAAGAUUUAGCAAAACUGUUGGUCUUAUUGGAACAGGAGGUCGAAACUAUUGAAUCACAGGUAGAAAAAUUGAAUCCCCAGUCAGAGAUUGGCCGUCAAUUGUUGGCCGACUUGGAACUGGUAGUCAAACGACUGGAACAGGAGAUUAAAGACGAAAUCCGACGUCUGGAGGGUUAAGAGGGGUCUGACUAUGUAUUUAGUGUUUUAGAGUAUUAUUAUUAUUAUUAUUAUUAUAAUUAAUAAUAAACUAUU
Molecule: messenger RNA, 2981 nt
Organism: Oppia nitens
Lineage: Eukaryota; Metazoa; Arthropoda; Arachnida; Sarcoptiformes; Oppiidae
Product: myosin-11-like
Exons: 3
Coding region: 36-2906 (956 amino acids)
Source: RefSeq, a predicted model, not a curated record